Messenger RNA from Prunus armeniaca (apricot), 618 nucleotides. The record is from the annotation of a GenBank genome assembly. NCBI's taxonomy places the organism in Eukaryota, Viridiplantae, Streptophyta, Magnoliopsida, Rosales, Rosaceae.
AUGUCUCACAUAGCUGUGGAGAGAAACAGAAGAAAGCAGAUGAACGAACAUCUCAAAGUCUUACGCUCUUUAACCCCUUGUUUCUACAUCAAAAGGGGAGACCAAGCAUCAAUCAUAGGAGGUGUGAUAGAAUUCAUCAAGGAAUUGCAUCAAGUUUUACAGUCUUUGGAAUCUAAUAAACGGAGGAAGAGCCUUAGCCCUAGCCCUAAUCCAAGCCCGAAGCCAGUAGUAUUGCCUCAGCAAUAUCCAUCUACUCCUCAACUUGAUCAAAACCCUAAUUUCAAUUUUAAUUUGGGGGUUGACAAUCACCAUCAUGUGAUCAAUAAGGAACUAGCUAUAGGAGCUUGUUGCAACUCUCCAGUGGCAGAUGUCGAAGCAAAGAUCUCGGGGUCCAAUGUGGUGUUGAAGAUAAUAUCUCGGAGAACAUCUGGUCAAAUUGCUAAGAUAAUUGGUGUGCUGGAGAGGCUUUCAUUUGAUGUCCUUCAUCUCAACAUCAGCAGCAUGGAAGACACUGUUUUAUACUCUUUUGUAAUCAAGAUAGGACUGGAGUGUCAGCUGAGCGUGGAGGAACUGGUGCUUGAAGUUCAACAAAGUUUGCGCUCAGAAAGCACUACUUGA